Bipolaris sorokiniana ND90Pr is the source of this 2208-nucleotide messenger RNA. RefSeq lists its product as uncharacterized. The transcript has 2 exons. The record is from RefSeq and is a predicted model, not a curated record. Lineage: Eukaryota; Fungi; Ascomycota; Dothideomycetes; Pleosporales; Pleosporaceae. Bases 1 to 2157 code for a protein of 718 amino acids.
AUGGUGGAUACCUACGAUGGUCCUUUGGUGGACUAUUUUUCCGAUCUCAGCAGCCCAUCUAGCCCUACGCAGACUGCUUCAAUGAGCGAUAGUGAAGAGCCAUCAUCGAAGGAAAUCAACCGCCGUCUGACCCAAGCUCUGGACUACCUGGAUGACGAAGGAGGUGAUGACUCUCCCGCGACAUAUAUGGAGCGUGUAGCCAGAAUCGACGACCAUCUCAUACAGCAACUGCCUCAGCAAGGGGUCAACUUUGACAAUGCGCUCUAUCAACACUUGGGAGAUACUGUUAGACAAGAGCUGGAGGCUUAUGAUGCGGCCAGACAAAACGCACGAACCGUGCUGGAGAACAAAGAUUCUUUGCUGGAGAGCGGGUCUGAUGUGUCACUGGGCCAAAACCCAGAUUACCAUUCAGCAUACGUGACACACGCGCUACACAGAGUAGAUGAGCAAAUUCAUGAUCCUGUGGUUGGACCCCUGAGAAAAGGCCACAAAACCCAGGAAACAGUACAAACCAGGCGGAUAUUCAAGUACGGGGGACCGUCCAGUGAUGCUGAGGUCUGGCACAGAAAUUUCCCAGCGAUCCUGCCCUUCCCGGAAACACAUCAACUGACGCACUGGGAAAAUCUCAAAAUCGCCUUUGACCUUCAUGAAUCUGUGAAAGAGCAGAAAGCAGAGGGUGAUAUUGUCGAGACCAACGUAUCCUUCGACCAUCCAGCCCUUGACCAAUACAAAAACCUUGCCUUGUACGAAUCUGGGUCCCGAUUCAAACUCCCGACACCACCAAAGGAGAUUGAAGAAGAGAUAAGGCGGUUGUGCACGGUCGAUCAAAUAGCAAAAGCUGUGGAAGAAUUCAACACGGUCGAGGAGAAGGAUGAGUCUGGAAAGAGAUAUGCUCCGCGGAUCUUCCUGGAUACGCUGAGCGUUCAGCAGAAAAAUGGUCCAACAGAUAUCCGACGUGCUGUGAAUGCUUCACCCACCAAGCCACGUCAACGUUUAGUGCGAAGUGAUGCUCAGUCUGGCAGUGCAAACACUACUCAAGUGCAGUCGUCGACAACAAAGAGCUCAGCAACAGUUUCGAGCAGUGUUGCUGAAGUCACAUCAACUAUGGUUCAGACUCCUGCCAAGCUGUCCUCCGGAAAGCCACAAACGUCUCUCCUGCGAACACGAGAAAGCAGAGUGGCUAUUGCAAAUGACUUAGUUCUUGUGGCAAGGGAAGAGGCCCAGUCUGCAGAAAAGAUUGCACGCGCUGCGAGAGAAAAGACACGCAAAGCGACACUGGAUGCUCUCGGAAUAGCAGACCAAGCUAACGGAAAACUGCCAUCGGAUAAUUGUGUGCCAUCCCCUGUUUCUAGAAUGAUCAAUCGAGAGCGUGAGAUGUCGCUUGAGAAGAGUCCAAGGCGUCAGAGUGGAGUCAGUACCGCACCACCAAGUGCCAAAACAACUCCAACAAUGGAUGUCAUUCCUACCCAGGAGCCCGGUGAUGCACCUGGGUCUAAGCUACCGGUAGUAGAUAUGUCGCACUUGGUACACACACCCGCCGAUGUUACCACCCCCAAGCCCAGCAGCAGUAAGACUGUUAAGCGCAAACGUAGUAUUAGUGAUGAAGCCUAUACUCCAGAGAGCAAGUGCAGCAAGGUUAGAACGCCUUCAUCGUUGGGAAAGGGCACCAGUGGCAAGCAUCAGACUUCGGGAAAGUCGGUUCGCUUUAUGUCUGAAGACGAUUCGGAUGAUGGGUCAACCGAUAGUACCAUUAUUACAGCAGGUAAAGGUAAAAGGGUAAGGAAUCAAGCUACUCCCAAACCUGGAAAGAAGACAUCUCCAAGUCCCAAGACGAAUCCUAUCGAGGUAUCAACAGACGAUGCAAGCGAGACAAGCUCGUACCAAACCACUGCAGCUACCAGGAAGACUCCCAUUGCCAGAAAGCCCGCAGCAAAGCCUAGGACAAAGUCCAGAGGCAAGUCUGCAAACACUGGCGCAGUGGUCAAGCAAGAGAGCAGUAAAGCUACUGCGGCAAGUAAAGCGGUGCGUCGUAUACGGGCGAAAAAGGUAGUGAGGGAGCACGCUGGUGUAGAUGAGCACAUGGAGGAGCUCGAGGAGACUGCAGUGGAAAUCGCAAAAGUGAGAAGUAUAAGGGGUGGAGCAAGACAUGUCAAAUGAUGGGACCAAUGGGAUUGACCCAACGGCAUUGGUCACUGUGUUUUCUCGGCG